AAGCAACCCGCCUGUUCAACAUGAAGUUUCGUGCUUUGCUUGUGGUCGCAGUUCUGGCGGCGCCGACGACGGCGGUCUUCAGCAGGGAGUCGGCGUCCGACGACUCGUCAGUGACGGAGGCGCCGUGCCCGGGGCCCUGCCCGGCGACGCACGACCCCGUCUGCGCCACCUUUGACAAUCGACACUACUACUACUCGUUCAGCAACUACUGCAUGUACCAGCAGUGCCUAUGUACUCUCAACUACCAAUUCCCCCUGGUGCCUCUCUUCCGUUGCUUCUUCAAGGUGAGAAACGUGUGUCCAGCGCGCGGCAAACUGCGCCAGCUGAGGCCAAACGACGACGACGACGACCUCUCCUACUCACCAACCCUGGAGAAAAACAACGUGCGAUCCACAGCGCAGGGCUACGCGACCAGCUCGGAACAGAGCGGAGAGGUUUUCGAUUGAAAGCCUGCGGCCUGAAGAAAGAUCUCUUUCUGUCAUAAAUAACAUAAGUGAAGUUAACAUUAAUAUGCAAGUACGCUCACCCGACAUGUGAUAAGAACCUGUUCAGUAACAUAGAAAGAAUUUCUGAUCAAACGAAAAAUAAUCAAGAUAAACUGAAGGUCAUAUGUAGCUUUUAAUUUUACGCUUACAGAAAAAUUGUUUUGGAUAGUAAAAUCAUUCGAACUCGUAAUUUUUGAUGAAUGUGUGAUUACAUUUUCUUUGCUGACAAUUAGUGAUCCAUUUUACAGCAGAAGAAGUAAUUUUGAAAUCUCUGUUGUCUCCACUAUUUGGUUGAGCCCAUAAACGAUGUGUUUUACGAAAUUCUUAAUGAAAUGGUUCAUGAAGUGAAAUAA
Molecule: messenger RNA, 838 nt
Organism: Schistocerca gregaria
Lineage: Eukaryota; Metazoa; Arthropoda; Insecta; Orthoptera; Acrididae
Exons: 3
Coding region: 21-446 (141 amino acids)
Source: RefSeq, a predicted model, not a curated record